CCAUUUCCUGCGUUCACUGCAUUCAUGGGCUGUAAGCACAGGCUGACAGCCGGCUUUGCUACGGUCAGAUCAGCGAUGACAACACAGAUGAACGCGUGAACAUACUUAGCACCUCUGGUUUCAGUUGUCUGCAGACAGCUGCAUUUGAAAUAAGUCUUCUUUUAAUGCCAGACUUCCCAGUUUUUCUGGAACUGGCUUGAAAGGUGAGAGACACUGUUUCCUUUUAUCCAUGGAGUUGCCAUUUUUUCAUGGGAAGAUAACCAGAAGAACGUGUGAAGAAUUGCUGAGCAAGAACGGAAAGAAUGGUAGCUAUCUAAUACGAGAGAGUGAAAAUGUGGAAGGAGCUUUAUGUCUCUGUGUUUUCUUUGAAAAACUCAUCUACACUUACCGUAUCUUCAGAGAACACCAAGGAUAUUUUAGAAUAGAGACCUCUGAAGAUAUUCCAGCAAGGCUCUUCAGAACACUGAAGGAUCUAAUAUACAGUUACGAAAAGCCAAAUCAAGGACUGAUAAUAAACCUCCGCUAUCCAGUAAUGAAACCGAAGGCCUCACAAAGAAACCAGAGGUUCAAGUCAGAAAAAGAUGACAUCUAUGAUGAUAUUAAUGACAGUGAUUAUGUCACUGUCUUGCCCUGAAUGAUAGACAACGUGAGGACUUGGGAAGCUGCUGUUUCAGGCUGCGCCACCACACAGCAGAUGGGCUGGGGAGAGCUGCGCUGAGUGUUCUCCACUCUGGAUCUGGACCACUGGCAUUAGUGCCUUUUGCAGACUGUGAGAGCAGCUCUAUUUUCUCCCAGUGGCUCCAGGACCAGCUACUAUGUAUUUUUGUUCAGCAAGAAAAUAAUUUUUAUAAUAGAUGCAUGCAUACAUGCACAUCUCUGUACAUAUAUAUGGGUGGGGGAAGGGUAUCAGUAUGCAUGUAUGUGUAUUUUGGUUUUUCAGUCAGCAAACUGUCCAGGAAGUCUACUCCUAAAACGAAUAAUCUGUUAGAAGGAAGCAGUAUAAAUACGAUAAAUGAAUGUGCAUAAAGCAGUAGUUUAUGGCAGAACCAAUAGAUGUUGAUAAAAACCAUAGAAGACAACAAUUCUCCUGGAAUCGUUUGAUGCUUAAAAACCUCUAAGCUCUGUUAAGCCUCUCAGCUCUGUUACUUUGUGCACAAUUCAUAUUAGCUCAUUGUUGGAUAGUGGAUAGUAUUUCAGUUUUGUCAAGGAAUACUAGGAUUAUACUGUAGUUUGGAAUUAAAACAAAAAGGCUGUGUUUGAUCCGCAUCAUAAAGAAUUAAUCAACAACAUGAAAAUGGUUUGAAAUACUUUUAAUAUUGAUGAAUGGUUCUGGCAGAUUACAAGAGGAGUGCAAGUUCUAGAUGCAUGUUGGUAUUAACACAUCUUUUUUUUUAAUAGAUACGGUACAAAUGAGACUGCUUACUAUAUUUCAUUUGCCAUGGCCAUUAGCUCUGUAUUGUAAUGUGCAUGUUGGGGGAUUUUUCCUAAUGUAAGAAUUUACUUUAUUCUUACCUCUAAAUUUAAGUAUUUAAUAUACACUUUCGUUCUGAAGGUGCCUGCAAUUAGCAGCCUGAGUCAGAACUGAAACAUAUGUCCUGAUUCUCCCAGUCACUAGUGCCAACUCCCUCCCAGUUUGUGAUCUCGAGGAAGACAUUUGUCUUGGUUGUGUGAUCUUUCACAAAUUAUUUAUGUAUUUUUAUGGGUAAUACUAGUUUGAUUUCUUUCUUAUUAUGUAUCUUUCACACCGCUCUUUGUAAAAGGGCUUUUUUUAGUGCUUUGGACUUCAUUAUAAGUUUAACAGCACUAACAGUUUUUGGUGCCAGGCUCAACUGGUACUUGUAGCAUGAAGGAGGUAAAACAUAAGAGUAUAAAUUAACUCUGGCAUUGCCAGAAAUACCAGCAUAUGUGUCAAAAAUAAUGUAUGGAAAACAAACUAUUUCUCCACAAAAAAUGGUACUAUUGGAGAGAAAAAAAGCUGUGGGGGACUACGGUGAGUCCGUGGAUUCCCUGACGGAGGGCAUGGGAACAGAAAUUAGCCUUGAAGAUAUGAAGGCCUACCCGUGAGGAAGAUGCGAGUAAAGGAAUAUCUGGAGAUGUUAAGGAUGUACCCAUGAAAGAGAAGGGAGUAGAAGAGUAACAUUGAUGAUAGCAAAAUUAGCCAAUGAGAUGUUACUGCUGUAACUUGUAACCAAUAAUGAAGAGACACAUUAAUUGGUGAAACUGUAUAAAAAUGCACUUGUGUCAAUAAAUGGCAUCUACUACUUUCAUCCUGGAA
Messenger RNA from Columba livia (rock pigeon), 2275 nucleotides. RefSeq names its product SH2 domain containing 1B (gene SH2D1B). Gene Ontology annotation, biological process: negative regulation of bone resorption; negative regulation of signal transduction; regulation of immune response. The coding region runs from base 230 to 634 and encodes 134 amino acids. The record is from RefSeq and is a predicted model, not a curated record. Gene Ontology annotation, cellular component: cytosol. NCBI's taxonomy places the organism in Eukaryota, Metazoa, Chordata, Aves, Columbiformes, Columbidae. The transcript is spliced from 4 exons.